Penicillium oxalicum is the source of this 3438-nucleotide messenger RNA. RefSeq lists its product as uncharacterized. Gene Ontology annotation, biological process: mitotic spindle organization; cell population proliferation. Gene Ontology annotation, cellular component: cytoplasm. Lineage: Eukaryota; Fungi; Ascomycota; Eurotiomycetes; Eurotiales; Aspergillaceae. The record is from RefSeq and is a predicted model, not a curated record. The coding region runs from base 1 to 3438 and encodes 1145 amino acids. The transcript has a single exon.
AUGUCAAAACCAUUAUCCCCGCUAUCGUCAUCGUACCAGAAUGCCCGAGUCCGAUCCCCGAUGGCUGGGUCUUCGCCAUUUCUCGCCAAACCCAUCGACGCUCCUCUAAACGGCGCAGAGCCUGGGAUGUUAUCCAGUCCGCUGAAGCAAACAUGGACGCGCUCUCGCGAUGAUACGCGCAGUCAAAGUCCCGAGGCGGUGCUUGAAGAUGAUGCCGAGAACUACUUGUCGAGCCACGACUACGAUCGACGCAAUGAUUUCCACGAGAAUGACGAAAACAACGGCCAUGAUGAUCAGAAUUAUGAGCAAGACUACGAUAAUCGCCAACAUCCAGAUGACGUGGAAGAUGAAGAACCCGCGAGUUCGCCAUUCCGGUAUCAAGCCCGUGAAGACACGGUCGAUUUUCAGAAGAUGCGCCCGCAGACGAAUCAUCCGCAUUCCUCUUUCCCUGGUAUGCGCCAUCGUUUCGCGAUUGAGGAAGAGGAUGAGCCUCCGAGUUCGCCGUUUCGACCCAAUGUUCGUGACGUGAAUGAGGAAGAAUAUAUUGAAGACGAGAGGGGGGAGGAGGAUGAGGAAGAGGGAGAGGAGCGGCUGCGUGAUGUUCAGAGAUUGUCGCCCGGAUUGGACAGGCGACUUGCCUACGAAGAUCCGGUCAGUUCUCCGUUCCGUGCUGACGUGCAUGAGGACGAUGUGGGGUAUGAGCAUGCGCGAGACAUGUCGAAUUCAAGGUCGCCGGUGAUGGAGGGACUGGAUGAGCAGGAGGAGCAGGAGGCAAGUUCGCCAUUUCGGCCUGAUAUUCAGGAGGAAUUGAAUGAUGGGGUGGAUACUUUUGAGGAGCGAGAGCGAUCGCCAGUCCAGAAGGAAGUCAUUUCCAGGGAAGAGAUGAUGCGGAAUGCUCCAGCAGAUGCUCUUAACUCACCAUUUCGCCCGGAGAUCGUUGCUGAAAUGACCAGCUCCAGUGCAACGAGAGUGUUGAAGCGGGAGUCUUUCGGAGGCCGGCCAACUCAGUCUCCUAAAGGUCCGCGUGAAUCACCAUUUCGCCAUGACAGGGAGAAUAGUAUUGCCGCACGCCGUGCUCAAGAACUGCAACAGCAGACUUUUGAGAGGAGACUUUCAGCUAGCAAGGCUAUGAGCAGCAAGCUGGGUGACGAUGAGGCUUUGCCUGCCCGCCGCGACUCGGUCAUCGCGAAUGACAAGAUUCGCUCCCGUGAAUCGCUUGUUUUACAGAGAGAGUCAUUUGGCAAGGCUUCCCAGUCUCCAACUGCGUCUCGACGGUCCUCUGGCCCGCAAACAGCCGAAGCCCCCAGAAAUAGCCCGCCAAAGGCUCGCGCGGUACCUCGUGCUUCUCUGGGGCUUGAGAACCACCGUGCUUCCACGACUCCUCAAAAACGCCCCUUUGACCAAACACCUCACGACCAUGACGAGCAUUCAGAGGAAAAAGAGAGGUACAAGAAGGGAAUGGUGAGCCGCGAUGUUUCGCCGGCGAUCCACGCAGAUUUUGAGGAAGAGCCGAGCGUCAUUCGCAAUCAAAGCUACGAGUCUGCCACUGGCGACAACUACGAUCGCUCAACAGUUGGAAACAGCGUGGUAGAAGACCGACACAACGAAGGGAUGAGUACAGUUCUACACAACGACGAAGACGACGAGCGCUUUGAGCGAGCAGACAUGCAUGCUGCUCACGGUGGAGAAGACCAUGACCCCGUGGACGACACUGGCUUCAGCGACUUUUCUGUUUUGCCCGAUAUGACUUCUUUUGCCAAACUACGAGCCGACUCACCUGUGAAGGCUAUGCGUGGCAGUGUGGGUCAUCUCGCUGGCCCUCCAUCCGCCAGUGCGUAUCGUCACAGUCUUGCACCUUCCACUCCAGGCACUGCGCGGAAAUCAUACCGGGCCAGCGCGUUGCUGGAUGCGGGCUCGCAAGUGGGGUCUCCGACGCCGAGGCGCAGAGAAUCUCGCGAUGUGGGCUAUGGGGCCGAGUCGUCUAAUCUGCUUGAUCUCACGGACCAAAUGAACUUUUACCCGCGUCAGUCGAUGCCAGGCGCCCGUUAUUCGCCGAAUCGACGGUCUCCCAUGCGAGCUAUGCGCCAGUCUAUCCGAACCCCCUCGAAGAUGUCGUCUCUACUGGAUUUCGAUAUCCCUCCGGCUCCGACUCCGCGGUCUCUUCCUUCAAUUACCCCUCGCGAACUGGAAUCACUCAAAUCUGGAUUCAUGUCUGAGAUCUCUUCUCUCAAGGCGACUCUGAGUGGCAAGGAAGCCGAGGUGGCGAGCUUGAAGACUGCUGUGGCUGAUGCGGAACGCCGUGUAGGCGAAGCUCUUGAAGAAGUCCGCAAUGAAGCUGCUCGAAAGGAUGAGUUGGAGAUGGAACAGGCGGAAUGGGACCGUCGUGGCAAGGAGAUGGAGACCGUUUUGCGCUCCGUCCGAGACGAGCUGGAGAACGGAGAACACGAAAGAGAGCGACUUGUGCACCGGGCUGAGGAGGCGGAGAAGUCCAAGGAGCAUCUGGAAGGACGGGUGGUCGAACUCGAGACCCAGCUGACCUCUGCGCGUGCAUCCUCAGCGGCAUCUGCGCCCCGGCCGAACUCAGGUGUUGAGUCUCGGCCAGCCUCUCAAUCUACCGAAGCUACUGCGCGGGAGGUCCAAGAAGCCGUUGAAAAGGUUGCUCGUGAACUGCAUACCUUGUAUAAGAGCAAGCACGAGACUAAGGUUGCUGCUUUGAAGAAGAGCUACGAAACCCGAUGGGAGAAACGUCUUCGUGAAGUGGAGAAGAAGCUGGCCGCGGCUUUGGAAGAGAGCGACCGGUUACGCAUUGAACGUGACACGGCGCAAGCUGAAUCGAUGGCUGCGGCGAAUGCCAACAUGGGGGCGCGUGAGAACGACGAGUAUGAGGCGGAGAAACAGGGGCUUGAGGCGCAGAUCCAGGGCCUGCAGCAUGAAAUUGCGGCUCUGAAAGAAGACGGUGAACGACUCCGCUCGGAGCUCAAGUCUGAACGUGCAGAGAAAGGGGAACUUGUCGCUGCUGUGGAUGAAUGGCUUGCGAUGCAACAGGGUGGUGUUGCACCUGCGCAGGGUGUUGCGUCGCAUGAGCCAAGCCAGGUACGUGAGAGUGACCGUGAGCGUCAAGUCUCUCUUUCUUCUGCUGGUGGUUAUGACGAGGAACGUCGUGUUAGUCCUGAGGUGGCGGAACGACAAAAUCCCCGCGUUGGGCGGGCUGGGUCGCAUUCCGAUUCGAGAUCUGGUUCUUCGUCGGGGCCCGGUCUGGCAUCAAGUGGGAUGCGGGCUGCUGGAGCAGGAGAGAAACGGAUUCCUCGAUUUGGUGCUCCGGCUGGUCAUUCACGAGGUCAGAGUGGAAACAAGUCGGGCAUUGCGAUGCCCACGCCUGGUCGAGGUGGAAUCAUGAGCUCAAUCGAACGGAUGGGUCGUGGUACCGGUGGUGUUUAA